AUGAGGCGCGCGCGUAGCGUCACGGGCCCCUUGCGGCGUGCUCACCCCGCCUCCGGUGCCACCUGGAAUGUCCAGGUAGUGCGUGGUAAGAUGAGCUCACAGUGCCUUUGGCAUGCUUGUCGUGCACUAUCUGCUGGGUUGCUGUUGAUGCUGCUUGGUGGAGCUAUGGCCGUAAUUGGUUAUUACGCAGAUACGUUGUCUGUAGCUGAAGAGAUACGUGGUAACGCUACCGUGUCCGUCAAAGAUGAAGCUCGAGGUUUUCAUCUCAAUAAUUUGUCCUACGCUGGGCCAAUCGUGAUGGGAUUUGGAGGCUUUAUUGUGGUGGCAGCCUGCGUGAUGACAUUUGAAGCUCGCGACAGUGCAGCGAAAGUAACACCAGCGAGACCACAAACACUGCCGCGCCCUAUACCUAGACGGGGUCCGCCUUGUACAGCACCCGCGCGACUCGACCAGCUCGGAGUCUACCGCCUGCCACAUGUGCUUCCCUUGCCACACGCAUUGCCUCUAGCACCGCUGCCACCAUUUAGACACAGACCAUCAUCACAUACCAGAAACGCAGCUGAUGAGAGAGGUAAAGGAAAGGCGCGUUUCGGAUCAGCGCCAGAUUUGCGUAUUGGUAGCACCCGCGCCGCUCUACCAGUGAGCGCUCUACGGCGUCCUCUACGCCGCUACGCGCUCUCCGUAGACGAACCGCCACAGUCUGCAGUCAGUGCAAGUGCAGCGGACUCGGAAUGUGGAUCACAGUCUUCGUUGGCGCUGGACUUGCACGGGAGCGGUGCGUGUGCGGGCGUCACACUCCGCGUACGCGAUAACACUCGGAGACGACCUCUCGCAAGACAGCAACGACUUCGGGACGACACGAUUCAACCUACACCGGUAGAUAGUAUGAACAACAUUAACGUAAUACAAGAGUGCACAUCCGGAACCAGCUGGGAGGAUACAGGUGACAAUACAACAAUAGAAAUGACGCAUUUGUCUGUGGACAAUGAGAUACGGGCGUGCAGUGCCCCUCCUCCUGCAAACAGUCCGCCAUCUACGCCGCAUCCUGCCGAUACCUGUGUCACUAUAUUCCAGGAAGACGACAAAGAUAUCACACACGAACCCCCUUCGUCGUAG
Messenger RNA from Bombyx mandarina (wild silkworm), 1116 nucleotides. RefSeq lists its product as uncharacterized. NCBI's taxonomy places the organism in Eukaryota, Metazoa, Arthropoda, Insecta, Lepidoptera, Bombycidae. The record is from RefSeq and is a predicted model, not a curated record.